CCUGGUUCUCUGGGAGUGCUCAGUAUUAGCACAGCAGCUACGGAAUGUCUCCUGGAAAAUGCCCUGUGAGCCGGGUCACCCCUCACUGCAUGUAAACUAGGAUGUUCCAUGAGCAGGACUCCUGCUCUGUGGUGGUGUGAGCAGGCUGUUCAGGACCUUCUGGGGUGAACAUGGGCCCGGCCAGUCCUGAGGGCCCUGGGCUGUGAGGUCCUAGCUGCUCCCUGCUUUGCUGGUGCCUGCGGUUACUUGUUUUUGUAAGUUUACUAAUUUAUCUCUUGCGUUUGAAGUUCAGAACUGCAGGCUUUGUGCUUGCGUUAGCGAUGUGGAAUGAUGGGGUGGGAAUCUGUAUCGAAGUGCCUGCGUAUAGUUGUCAUUUCAUGUCACUGACUGAGGGACGGGCCCCGUUUGCUGGGAGAAAAUAUAUGCAGUUGAGUUGAGGACCCAAAACAUAAUCUAUUAGCCUACAAACGACUGAGACAGACAGAGCUCAAAGGGAGCUCGUGUUCGUCAUGGAACAUGUCUAGUCGUUGCAGGCGUCACAGAUUUCCCACCACAUAAGCGGGAAGUGUGUCACCAGCCAUGCGUCUCCAUGCCUGUGGGUCCUGGGACAUCCUCAGGUUGGCGACCACGUGGGCCGUGACAGGUGAUACUUAAUUCUGUGGACACUACCCCUUCCUGUGACUCUGGGGAGCCCACAUUUACUUCCAUGAGUCAGGAAGGAACUGUUAACUAUGCCAGUGCUGUUGUACUAAGUGUGCUGGUAUUUGUUGUAGCAUUUUCUUAGGAAAAACCACAGUCAAGUGAUGACAAGCCCAGACUGGAAUGGGGCCACCGGGUCGCGUCCUGGUUCCCACUCACCAGCUGUGCGGCCUUGGCCAGGUGACCUUGAACCUGGUCCCCUCAGCUGCUGGUGGCAGUCAUGGUGGCUGCCUGCAUAGGGCUGUGUCAGGGACCCAAUGGAGAAUGCCCGGGGCCUGAUUCUAAAUACCGCAAACUUUCUCAGGUCAUUGCUGUUCACAGCCCUAUUCCCUGUUCCCUCAGCGCUGCAUUCCCCUGGGGGAGCAGCUGCAGGCGGUUCUGGGGAGCGCUGCCUCCAGGCGAGUGCUGGGCCUGUGGGCCUCGGUGCCCUCGGGAACCUGUGACAGGCCGACCUGCGCACCUGUGCCUCCCAGAGCCGGGCUGACUUCGGGACGCGGGACAGAAGACGUGACAGCUCCCGGGGAUGAGAACGUACGGCCCCCCGGGGGAGGGAACCCCGCACCCCUCGGAGAGUGGGACAUUGCGCCCCAGAGCCAUCCUCUCCCCGCGAGGGACCUUCAGCUCGCCGCGGUGUCUUCCUUACCAAAGAGGCCGAGUGACAGCCCCGCGGCCCCUGCCCCCGAGCUGCUGCCCCUCCUCCAGGACGUGUGCGGGCGAAGGCGGCCUUGGUGGCGGGAUGGGAGAGCCGCCCGCCUGCUCCUACUUGGAAAAGAUUCUGUCCAAGAACCUGGAGCUGAUGGAGAGGAGGCUGACGGACUACCUGGACGAGCGGCUGCGCGCCCUGCAGGAGCACGUGGAUGGCAAGGUGGCGCUGCUGGCCCACCUGCUGCAGACACACCUGCUGCAGAGCCCCGGCUCCCCGCCCCCGCCCCCGGGGAUGCCGCUCACGCGCUAUGACUCUGGGGACAGACUCUCCAACGGAGAGAGAUAGGCGCUCCCGUGCGCCGUGCAUGCAGAUAUUUAUUACCUAUUUAUUACAACGCGACCCAAAGCUCCGAGCCAGUGUCGAUGUCAUUGGAGGAUCAGCAUCCUACUCGCAUCAAGUGACCUCAGCGUUCAUCCCUGUGCUUGUGGCGUGACCCCCGUGACGUGACCCCCGGGCUGCAUGAGAGUGGGUGACCUUCCCUGUGCUUGUGAUGUGACUUCGUGCCACACCUGAGCGUGGAUGACCUUCCUUGUGCUUGUGACGUGACCCCGUGCCACACCUGAGCGUGGAUGACCUUCCUUGUGCUUGUGACGUGACCCCGUGCCCGAGUGUGAGCGUGAUCGGGUCAGGAGUUAUUUUUGUUUGCAGAGUUAUUCACUCUUACAGAGAUUUGUGUCCCUUGAUGUUGUUUUAAGUGUUUAAAAUUUUUAAGGCUCUCCCAUGCGGUGUGUUUGAUAGAAGUGUAUUUUUUAUCUAUGAAAGACCUUAUUUCCUCAUCUUAGGAGGGAGAGAAAUAGUGCACUGAGGAUUUGAUAGUUGUUUUUCUCUUUGGUUAUCUGUAAGUCGGAACCUCUGGGCUCACGGACUUGCACUGGCGCUGCUCCCUGAGAACAGGCGCAGGUCGGCCCUCUGUGCUGCCCGGGGCGGUGGCGCUGGCUUCCUGUGUCGCAGUGACGGGAGGAAGGUCUGCGUCCCCUCCGUGGAGGUUCGUUGCUGGAGAUUUGUGUUGGAUGGGACGUGAGGGCGGUUACCUUGUUUUAUCUCCAUCCACCGGAAAGCACGGGACCCUUUGCCGCGCUGAUGCCCGUCCCCAGCGCCUGUGCUGGGUGUGAGCGCAGGGCGCGCCCUGAGGGCGGCGUGGGCGAGGAGAUGGCCGUGCUCGCUGCCGGCUUCGUCGUCAGGAAGUGUAACGAUUGCAUGUGCUGAAGGGGAUGUAUUUGCAUCUAAAAAUAAACGCGUCCAUUUUGGAAACCA
Molecule: messenger RNA, 2659 nt
Organism: Myotis brandtii (Brandt's bat)
Lineage: Eukaryota; Metazoa; Chordata; Mammalia; Chiroptera; Vespertilionidae
Exons: 2
Coding region: 1223-1690 (155 amino acids)
Source: RefSeq, a predicted model, not a curated record